Messenger RNA from Esox lucius (northern pike), 2243 nucleotides. Its product is annotated as xin actin-binding repeat-containing protein 1-like. The transcript has a single exon. The coding region runs from base 282 to 2078 and encodes 598 amino acids. NCBI's taxonomy places the organism in Eukaryota, Metazoa, Chordata, Actinopteri, Esociformes, Esocidae. Gene Ontology annotation, biological process: actin cytoskeleton organization; actin filament organization. Gene Ontology annotation, cellular component: focal adhesion; stress fiber. Gene Ontology annotation, molecular function: actin filament binding. The record is from RefSeq and is a predicted model, not a curated record.
UAACCCUUGGCAAACCGCCAGUCAUCACAGCACAGACUUCAGAACCUCUCACUCUUUCAGACCAUGAAGAAAACUGUAAAACUACCCCAAAAGAUGCCCUAAGACCACCUCCGCUUCCCCCCAAAGUAAAUGAAAAGUCACAAGACUUGAAGCCGGCUCUACCACCAAAACCAAAACGGUUACAACAAACUCGCAGUGAGGCAACACAGAAUACUCCUCCUCCACCAAAAACACAGAGAUCGAUUACAUGUGAACAGCAUAUCCCAGUUAUUCCACCCAAAAUGAAACAAGGAUACUCAUGCCCUCCUUCUCUCCAUCAUAAACCAGAGCAAGAGCAAACAAAGGAACAUAAAAACAUUGGAACCACAUUGCAUUGUCCAAACAUAGCAGUAGAUCAAAGUUCAACUAUUAUAAGCGGCACUGAAAAUGAGAUGGACAGAAACGUGAUACAGAAAAUCAAUGCAGCAGAAGAAAUACGUAAGUGCAUGCAGAGCUAUGAAGAAGAUAAAAAUGAACAGCAAGAAAUUAACAUGGGGUUUCAGGUCACUCACCAAAAGUUUGAGGGGAAGGAGAAGAAUGUAGUGGAAAAUGCACAUAUGCUACCCAAGAAGAUCAAUUUGGUUCAGGAAAAGGUCUGCCAUCAAGAACAGCCCACCAAAACCACCACCACCCACCAGGAUAGACCAGUUCAAUACCACAAGUUCAGUAAUAUAGAUCUCCAAGGAUCUAACUCCCCAAUCACAGCAGAGGAACUUCCCAUUACUGAACAGAACAAUACAAAAAAAUAUAAAACAGUGUCCGGUAGUGAGGAGAAAGACCAAAAUCCUAUGAACAAAGUGGUUCUGAGGAAAAAGAAAGUCAAGAAGGAGACAGAGGACGAACGACUCCAGAGGCUAUCUGUCCACAAAGACGAGAUCAUGAAAGGAAACGUAAAAGCAGCCAUGGAGAUUUUUGAGAAUCUGAGGAAACGAGAGGAACUCAAAACAAUUCUUUCUCAAGUUCAGGAAAUAGAGGGAGAGACCAGCAAAGUGGAUGUCAGUGCUUUAAAGACUUUAUUUGAGAAUGUACCUGCUUGGAUAGUCAUGCCUUCUAAACCUACAAAGAAAAGUCAAAUUAAAGGGGAAAAGAAGUUUGAAACAGAGUCAGCGAGCGAUAAUGAAAGAGACACUUCAGUAGAGACUGUGUUUGGAGACCUAGAAAAGGCAAGCAAAGAGAUAUUGCAUUUGAAAGAACAGACCUUAGCCAAACUUAUUGAAAUAGAGGAGGCAAUUAAAAAAGCUUUAUAUUCUGUAUCUAAUUUAAAAUCUGAGGCUGAUAUUGCAGGCUUAUCAGGACUUUUUAACGAAUCCUUGCAGACUGAGCAAACCUAUCAACCCACCAACAACAUAAGAAAGAUCUGUAUUGUAUCCAGUAAGGCCAGUAUGGCCAAAACUGAAGAAGUUAAGGAGAAAUCUGAGGUGAAAGGGAAUGAUGUAUCAGGAACGACAAAAAUAUCAGAGCAUACGUCGCUUUCUCCAGCACUUGAAAAGCCCCAAAUCAAGCAAUGCUAUGUCUUGCCAUCCUCUCCAUCAUUCAUCUCCAUUCACUCUGCUGCCAGAAAACCUGCCGAUCAGCCAAAGUCUCCACAACAACAGUUCUCAACAUUUAAGCCCAAUCCAGACGGGUGUCCUUGCCCAAACUAUCAUGGAGCCAACGGUGACCUGGGGCAACGACCCACUUCUGAGUCCCCAAACCAUUUCUACAGUCCUGUAAUUCCAAAACGCAAAGUGAGCAUAUUGGAGGUGCAAACUGUUCCUGAGACUGUUCCCGCUGGAAUCUUUGGCACAAAGACAGUUAGUGAGAAAUAUGAGGAGACAGACUGCUUCGGCAAUACAUUUGUUUCGUCAACAACUUCAACGUUUGUUACGAAGCAGUCAGAGAACUUUGGAGUGGUCACCAGUCCAACGAGAUAUGAAGUUGUGACAUCCCCUCUCAUGCGAAGGUCUGGUUGUCCCUUUUCAGAAAAGGCUCAGUCCAAUGCCAAAGAAGGUGGUACAGUCUUUGUAACAUUUGGCCAACCAAAGGCUGGAAAACAAUGAAAUGGCACAUUUAUUAUUGUCGAGUUGAAAAAUAAUUUCCUUCUAUGUAUUGUAAACCACAUUUUGUACUCAGUAUGAACUAUUUUGUUAAUUAUGUCAUAUAAAUAUUUCUUGUUAGCUGCAGAUAAUGUUAUCAUAAUUAUUAAAAGGAUUUUAACAGAUUAA